Messenger RNA from Diceros bicornis minor, 2710 nucleotides. Its product is annotated as ectonucleotide pyrophosphatase/phosphodiesterase family member 3-like. The record is from RefSeq and is a predicted model, not a curated record. NCBI's taxonomy places the organism in Eukaryota, Metazoa, Chordata, Mammalia, Perissodactyla, Rhinocerotidae. The transcript is spliced from 25 exons. Gene Ontology annotation, molecular function: metal ion binding; nucleic acid binding; nucleoside triphosphate diphosphatase activity. Gene Ontology annotation, biological process: nucleoside triphosphate catabolic process. Bases 1 to 2625 code for a protein of 874 amino acids.
AUGGAUUCUAUGCUGUCUUUAUCAGUGGAAGAACCUAUUAAGAAGAACUCUGUUAAGAAACUUAAAAUAAUUUGUAUUGUUCUUCUCGUUUUGUUGGUGAUUCUGUCACUUGGAUUAGGGCUGGGCCUUGGACUCAGGCAACUGGAACAGCAAGGCAGCUGCAGGAAAAAAUGCUUUGAUUCUUCAUUUAGGGGAUUGGAGGGCUGCCGGUGUGAUGUGCGAUGUCAAGACCGAGGCGACUGCUGCUGGGAUUUUCAAGACACCUGUGUGGAAUCAACUCGAAUAUGGACAUGCAAUAAGUUUCGUUGUGGGGAGACCAGACUAGAAUCCAGCCUUUGCUCCUGUUCAGAUGACUGUUUGCAGAGGAAAGACUGCUGUACUAACUAUAAGAGUGUUUGCCAAGGAGAAAGCCCGUGGGUGAAUGAAGAGUGUGGCACAGCCCAGCAGCCUCAGUGUCCAGAGGGAUUUGACCUGCCGCCAGUUAUUUUGUUUUCCAUGGAUGGAUUUAGAGCUGAGUAUUUACAGACGUGGAGUCCUCUAAUACCUAAUAUUAAUAAACUGAAAACAUGUGGAAUUCAUUCAAAAUACCUGAGACCUGUCUAUCCAACCAAAACCUUCCCAAAUCAUUACACCAUUGUCACGGGCUUAUAUCCAGAAUCACAUGGCAUCAUUGACAAUAAUAUGUAUGAUGUAAAUCUCAAGAAGAGUUUUUCAAUUUUUUCAGACGGGACAUAUGAUCCAGCUUGGUGGCAUGGACAACCAGUCUGGCUGACAGCAAUGUAUCAAGGUUUAAAAGCUGGUACCUACUUUUGGCCAGGAUCAGACGUGGCUAUAAAUGGCUCCUUUCCUUCCUUAUAUAGGAUUUACAACAGAAGUGUGCCAUAUGAAGAGAGGAUCUCUACAUUGCUAAACUGGCUGGACCUGCCCAAAGCAAAAAGACCUGAUUUUUAUACCCUGUAUGUGGGACAGCCUGAUUCUGCAGGACACGAAAAAGGACCAGUCAGUGCUGCAGUAAUUCAAGCGUUACAGUUAGUAGAUAACGCUUUUGGAAUGUUGAUGGAAGGCCUGAAACAGCGGAAUUUAGACAGUUGUGUCAACAUAAUCCUUGUGACUGACCAUGGAAUGGAUCAGACUUACUGUGACAAGGUGGAAUAUAUGACUGAUUAUCUACCCCAAAUAAACUUCUACAUGUAUGAAGGGCCUGCCCCUCGCAUCAGGGCUUAUAAUGUACCUCAAGACUUUUAUAGCUUUAAUUCUGAAGAAAUUGUUAGAAACCUCACUUGCCGAAAACCUGAUCAGCAUUUCAAACCCUAUUUGAGUCCUGAUUUACCAAAACGACUACACUUUGCCAAAAAUAUCAGAAUCGACAAAGUUCAUCUUUUGGUGGAUCAACCGUGGCUGGCUGUGAGGAGUAGAGAUUAUUCAUCCUGUGGAGGAGGCACCCAUGGUUACGACAAUAAGUUUAAGAGCAUGGAGGCUAUCUUUUUGGCGUAUGGACCCAGUUUUAAAGAGAAGACUGAAAUUGAACCAUUUGAAAAUAUUGAAGUCUAUAAUCUAAUAUGUGAUCUUCUACACAUUCACCCAGCACCAAACAACGGUACCCAUGGCAGUUUAAACCAUCUCCUGAAGGUGCCUUUUUAUGAGCCAUCCCAUGCCAAGGAAGUGUCCGAGUUUUCUGUUUGUGACUUUACUGUUCCGUUGCCCACAGAUGAUCUAGGUUGCUCAUGCCCUGAGCUACAAAGGGAUGCUUCUCUAGAACGUGUGAAUCAAAUGCUGAAUCUCACCCAGGAUGAAGUGACAGCAACAGAGAAACUAAAUUUGCCCUUUGGGAGGCCCAGGGUUAUGCAGAAGAACCAGGAACACUGUCUCCUUUACCAUAGAGAAUAUGUCAGUGGAUUUGGAAAAGCUAUCAGGAUGCCCCUGUGGAGCUCAUAUACAGUCCCCAAACCAGGAGACACAUCUCCUCUUCCUCCCACUGUCCCAGACUGUCUGCGGGCUGAUGUCAGGGUUGCUCCUUCUGAGAGCCAAAAAUGUUCCUUCUAUUCAGCAGACAAGAAUAUCUCCCACGGCUUCCUCUAUCCUCCUGCAAACAGUGGAACUUCUCAGAGUCAGUAUGAUGCUUUAAUUGCAAGUAAUUUGGUUCCUAUGUAUGAAGCAUUCAAAAAAAUAUGGGAUUACUUCCACAGUGUUUUUCUUGUAAAACAUGCCAUGGAAAGAAAUGGAGUGAAUGUGGUUAGUGGACCAGUAUUUGAUCAUAAUUAUGAUGGUCAUUUUGAUGCUCCAAAUGAAAUUACAGAAUAUGUAGUGAACACCAGUGUUCCCAUCCCAACGCACUACUUUGUGGUGCUGACUAGCUGUCAAAAUCAGAGCCACACCCCUGACGCCUGCCCGGGGUGGUUGGAUGUCCUACCCUUUAUCAUCCCUCACCACCCCACCAACGUGGAGAGCUGCCCUGAAGAUAAACUGGAAGCCGAAUGGAUUGAAGAAAGAUUGAAAGAACACGUUGCCCGGGUCCGCGAUGUGGAACUUCUUACUGGACUUGACUUUUAUCAGGAAAAAGUACAGCCUGUCUCUGAAAUUUUGCAACUAAAGACAUAUUUACCCACAUUUGAAACCAUUAUUUAAUUUCAUCUGUAAAAGAGUUUUGGCAAAAUGUAAAUGAUUUUUUCUGUUGAAGAAUCAUAAAAUAAAGUUUUCUAUUUUUCCUUAA